UGGUGUCAGUGUGCCUCGCGCUACUCUGCAUUGCAUUAGUGCUGAAACUUCUACGCAUCUGUUAUCACUGUCAUUUCGCGCUCAAUCAAACACGCGUGUAUGAGACCAUGAAACCCACCGGAAUGAAUUCUCCGUCCCGCGCCGGCGCGUGAUAUAAACACACGUGUUACUGUAUUCGUCUUGCUGCAAGGUGACGCAGCGCCGCAGAUCAGGAGCAGUGACGACAGCUGCGGCACCGGAGAGAGAGCGAGCUGGACCCGGCGGGUAACGGUGCGCGUGUAGGACAACUGGACCGGGCGCUACUAUGUGUGACUAUUCACAAUGACAACGAGGAGAAAGUCAAGCAAGCUGCAGCUGCGGCGGUCCAUCAGCGAGCAGCUGCGGGACUCCACAUCCAAAGCCUGGGAUUUACUCUGGAGAAAUAUACGAGACAAACGACUGGCAGAAAUUGAAGCAAAGGAGGCAUGCGAUUGGCUGAGAGCGGCAGGAUUCCCGCAGUAUGCCCAACUGUACGAGGAUUCCCAGUUUCCCAUUGAAAUAUCCGCUGUCAAGAGGGACCAUGACUUUCUGGACAGAGAUCUUGUGGAGACUCUUUGCCGUCGACUCAACACUCUUAACAAGUGUGCCUCUAUGAAACUGGACGUGAGCCUUCCCAAAAAGAAAAGUGAGGACUCGGAUGAGGAGGACCUGUUGGCGAUCAGCACUAGAUGGACAUUUGAGAGAGACAGUCGCUGCUGGUCACGUCUGCAAGACAUCGAUUACCUCCUGGGUAAAGCAGAGGAUCGGAGUCCCUCGGAGAUCGGGGAAGGUUUGCGGACCACCGUGAGCAGCGAGAGCAUUCUGACGGAUCUGAGCGAGCCGGAGCUCUGCUCCCUUCACAGCGAAGACUCCUUGUCCGCCAUGCCCGAUUCUGCCUCGCUCUCCCAACUGCACUUACCCAAAAAUCUGCCUCAUUACGGAUCGCUACCUGUCAAGAGCAGGCGACGCGGACGCACGCGCGCCAAAGACUUCCUGCGGAGGAUGGAGACGCUAGGCCGGACGUGGGGACCAUCGAUGGGCCGGUCAGAGCGGCGGUCUUUGGUUAUCAGCGGCCCGGUUUUGCAAAGCGAGCCCGAAGCUCUUAAAACUCUACGUUGUGUUCAGAUCAACGGCGAGCCUUUAAACACUGAAAAUGUGCCACCUGCUAACCACUGCCCAAAUUCACUCACCAGCAGCGAGGCCAGCAGCCAAUCGGAGACCAGCGGCAGUGCCGGAAGCACGCCGAACACGAAAGGUCGAGGUUUGAAGCUUCACACCGCUGGUAAACGUAUAGGUGUCUACCUGGAGGAUGUCGAUGUUCUCGCAGGCGCCCCCCACAGGAGGAGACCGGUAGAACAGAGUCGUAAAAAUGACUUUCACUCCUAUGAGGAGUUAUUAGUUCACAUCCCAAAAGAUCACAAGCCGGGUACCUUCCCCAAAGCGCUGUCCAUUGAGAGUCUGGUACCUGCUAGUAAGGACCACCUUAAGAGUUGGAAGGUUCGGGAUUCAGAGCAGUCGAUGAAGAACAGGAAAAUAGGAGGAAGGGAUGUCCGACCCGUGACGCGCUACUGCCCGCGGGGAAGUCGGAUCAGCGUGUACGAUAAUGUACCUGGCUCGCACCUGUACGCGAGCACUGGGGAUUUACUGGACCUCGAGAAGGAGGAUAUAUUCCCGCACUUAGAUGACAUUUUGCAACAUGUGAACGGCCUGCAGCAGCUCGUAGACCACUGGUCUAAAAACGUCUUGCCGGAGACUGAAGGGGAGGAGGGCAACGAUGAGCAGGACCAGAGGAUUAAAGAUGGCCAGUCCUCAAGUCAAAUCACACUGGACUUUGAAGGGACCCCAGUAAUAGGCCUGACUGACGGUAACAGGGAUGGGGUCUCACUAAAUGACACGGACACUUCCAGCACCAGAGAGAGGAGAGACUCAGGGGUGGGAGCUUCUCUCACACGACCACGGCUUAGAUGGCCCAGCUUCAGAAUGUCAAACCUCAGCCAAUCAGGAAUCUCGUUACAGAUAUCUAGCCAAUCAGUAGGCCAGCUCAGUUUGCUGCAAAAGUUCUCCUUACUGCGUCUCACUGCUAUCAUGGAGAAAUACUCAAUGUCCAACAAGCAAGGCUGGACUUGGUCAGUUCCAAAGUUUAUGAAGAGGAUGAAGUGUCCGGAUUAUAAGGAUAAAAUGGUUUUUGGAGUUCCCCUGAUCGUCCAUGUGCAGCGAUAUGGACAUCCUCUUCCCAUCAGUCUACAGCUCGCUUUACGCUUUUUAAGAAGUCAGUGUUUGGACCAGGUCGGGCUUUUCCGUAAAUCCGGCGUGAAGUCUCGUAUUCAGGCUCUGCGACAGAUGUGCGAAAGCUCUCCAGAAAACGUCAACUACGAGGACCAGUCUGCGUACGACGUGGCCGACAUGGUCAAACAGUUUUUCAGAGACCUACCCGAACCUCUUCUCACGAACAAGAUGGGAGAAACCUUCCUUCAUAUAUAUCAAUAUGUACCCAAAGAACAGCGCUUACAGGCUGUGCGGGCCGCUAUCAUGCUGAUGGCCGAUGAAAACCGUGAGGUCCUGCAGACGCUUCUGUGUUUCCUAAAGGAUGUCACUUCUUCUGUUGAAGAGAACCAGAUGACCCCUAUGAACCUGGCAGUCUGCCUCGCUCCUUCUCUCUUCCACCUUAACAUCAUGAAGAAUGAUAACCUGUCACCAAGGUCUAUUCAGAGGAAGUAUGCCACAGGACGGCCCGACCAAAAGGACCUGAAUGAAAACCUAGCAGCCACUCAGGGGCUUUCCCACAUGAUUGCUGAAUGCAACAACCUUUUUGAAAUCCCGCAGGAGAUGGUGUCUCAGUCCAGGAACUCAUACAUGGAAGCUGAGCUGUUAGCGCCCUCUAUAGACGAGCUCUGCAAAAGGCAAGCGCAACAGGACGAGGAGGAGGAGGAAGAGGAGGAGAGCACCUAUCGCUCUUACCUGGAGAACCAGAUACAGAGUCUGCUUAAGGAGACCAGAGAUAAAAGCAAAGGCUGGGUGUCCAGAGCAAACAUUGACAAUACAGAGGUUUCAUUCAAAAAGGUGGGAGAUGGGACACCUUUGAGACGCUGGCGUGUAUCUGCAGAGGUGGAGGCUCCUCCAUCUGUGGUGCUAAACCGCAUCCUGCGUGAGCGUCACUUGUGGGACAGUAACCUGCUACAGUGGAAGGUCCUAGAAACGCUGGACAAACAGACUGAAGUUUAUCACUAUGUGCUCAGCACAAUGGCCCCUCAUCCCAGUAGAGAUUUUGUGGUGCUCAGGACGUGGAGGACAGAUUUGCCAAAAGGUGUAUGUGUGCUGGUGUCAGUAUCGAUCGACCAUGAGGACAGCCCACAGCUGGGUGGAGUCAGAGGGGUGGUUUUGGAAUCGCAGUAUCUGCUGGAGCCGUGUGGUUCUGGCAAGUCCAGACUCACACAUAUAUGCAGAGUUGAUCUAAAAGGCAAGUCUCCAGAGUGGUACAACAAAGCAUUCGGCCAUCUCUGUGCUACUGAGGCCAUUCACAUCCGCGACUCCUUUCAGACUGCUGAUCCCGAGGGCCCAGAAACCAAAAUCUGAGAAGGGCUACGUGAAAUUAGGCAUCAACGAAAUAGAUAUUGUUCAUCAUCAGGGCAUCAUGAACAUGAACUGGACCACCAGAAGCAAGAAGAGAUUUUAGAAAGAAAAAGAAAGUGAACGUUUAAGUGUGUCCACCCCCAAACUACAAACUGCCAUGUCUUUAUUGUUUGGUGUUCCUUUUGUAUAUCUUAGAUUCGGUAAUUUGAUUUAGUCUAUUACAUAGCAGACACUUUUAUCCAAAGCAACUUACAAAAAAGCAUUUAACAAGUUAAAAACUGAAACUUUUGACAUGUCUGCGUUUGUUAUGUUUUGGGAAGUGUGACGAAGGGAAAUAGAUGGACAGAGAAAGUGACAGACAGUCUCCACCAUAGCCAUAAAGCCAUGCCUGUGUCGUAAUGCUGCUUCCUGUUGUCCAGACUUUACAACAGGUCUGCUUUGAGUUAAACCGAACUAAAGCAAAGCUUACUGCAAAUAUAAACAGAUGUGAAUAACCUCAUGCUAAUCAAAACACAGCAGGUCUGAUUAAAUGUUAUUGAACUGAACAAAACCACUACAUCAUUAUGAAUUUAGGUACGUUAUUCACUAUUCUCUUUUAACAUUUAUUUAAGUGUUUUUCUCAAGUCAUUUGAAUGAAGCUAAAUAGAUUUUUAUCUAUGUACUGAUGUGAAGUAUAAUACAUCUGAAUAGCCCACAUUGUUGUUAUAGUUGUUGUUGUAAUAUUCUUUGAUUUUAUUGUCCCAAGUAAGCAAUAACGUAUUAUUAUAAAUGCAUCAGUAUUGUGCUCUUUUGCAGAAUGAAUAAUUUAAGCCUAAAAAUAAAGCAAACAAUGGCAAUGUUUGUUGCAAGCAUGCCAUUUUAAAUUAUUAUUAUUAUUAUUAUUAUAUGUUGCUGUGUCACUCUAUGAUGUCUAGGACAUUAUUUCAUUUCACUGCUUCUAAGAAGCACGUCAACUCACAGAGCUGUACAUUUGUCAUUUGUUUGUGUAUACAUGUGUAUAUAAUUCACUGUGUAUAUUUUGUACAUAAAUUAUGCUUAUAGCAGAUUUGUUUUCAUGCUCGUUUUUGUUCUUCAUCAUCAUAUUAAACUGGUGUCUGAAUGUUACUGCCAGCUGGUUAGAUACAGCGAGAUUCAUGGAACGCAGGUCGAUUUAUAAAUGUGGAAAAUAAACUCAGUAUAACUUG
Molecule: messenger RNA, 4772 nt
Organism: Paramisgurnus dabryanus
Lineage: Eukaryota; Metazoa; Chordata; Actinopteri; Cypriniformes; Cobitidae
Gene: stard13a
Product: StAR related lipid transfer domain containing 13a
Biological process (GO): signal transduction; regulation of Rho protein signal transduction; actin cytoskeleton organization
Molecular function (GO): protein binding; lipid binding; GTPase activator activity
Source: RefSeq, a predicted model, not a curated record